GGGGCGUAGAAUAGAAGGUUGCUUAGUUGGCUGAGGCAGAGAGAGGCAAUGGCUGUGUCGUCCACCACCGCCACGGUGUCCAUCGCCGGCAACAUUGUUCACCCGACCCAGGCACCAAAGUUUGGAUUCUCAACUUUUGUCGGCUUCAGCGCCAAGCCCCGUAGACUUUGCAUCAGAUGCUCCACGGCUAAUGAUUCCUCCUCGACUGACACCACUGCCACACAAGCCGAUUCUGAGACCGCCAUUGAAGUUCCAGAAGAAUCUUCCUCUCUGAUUUCAGCCCUUAACGUCGAAAGGGCUCUCCGUGGCAUACCAAUUACAGAUGUUGACCAUUAUGGUAGACUCGGGAUUCCCAGAGGAAGUUCAUUCGAAAAGGUGGCAUUAGCAUACAACAAUAAGCUUGAAGAGUUGAAGAAGGAAGGUUUGGAGGAAGACGAGCUGAACAAGAAACUGGAACAUCUCAAAGAAUCAUAUUCGAUUUUAUCGUCUAAAGAAGAGAGAAGAAUUUAUGACUGGAGCUUGGCUAGGACAGAGAAUACAGAACAAUACGUUUGGCCCUUUGAGGUUGACAUAACACAAACUCCUCAAGGCACUCCUCCUCCACAGGAGCCAGAGGACGUUGGACCAACCAGAGUGGUCGGGUACUUCCUGCUGGGAUGGAUAUUAAUAUCAUUUCUGUUAUCAAUCGCACUAAGUUAAUGAACAGAAAGUAUGUGGUUUUAUGGUUCAAACACGUUCCCUCCAUCUGAGAGUACUUGUAUAAAAAAUACUCUGAUCUUGUACCAGUUUAAACCCGUGGGUUUAUUGUUCAUCAUUGCACAUGGUUCGUCAACAAGCAAUAGAAUACAACUCGUACUAGCAAACUUGGUACAGGAAUGUGAUCUU
Messenger RNA from Neltuma alba, 885 nucleotides. RefSeq names its product NAD(P)H-quinone oxidoreductase subunit U, chloroplastic. NCBI's taxonomy places the organism in Eukaryota, Viridiplantae, Streptophyta, Magnoliopsida, Fabales, Fabaceae. The transcript has 5 exons. Gene Ontology annotation, cellular component: NAD(P)H dehydrogenase complex (plastoquinone); chloroplast; chloroplast thylakoid membrane. The coding region runs from base 49 to 699 and encodes 216 amino acids. The record is from RefSeq and is a predicted model, not a curated record.